AUGGCGUCUGCAACAUCGCCGAUAUAUGGCGAGUUUCAUAAUGACAACGCGCCGGAUCCGCUCUCGGUCGGCGACCGCGCCGCGGCGGAGCGGGGGCCGCGGGCUCGCCGAGUUGACGUCAUGCACAACGCUUUCAACCAAUCAGCCAACCUCACAGACGUGGAGCUCGAUCCCGAUCUCCCCGAAAGCCCCUUCAGCCUCGCCCAGAAGAUCGUCAUCGCGAUAAUCGCCACCGUCCUCUCCGUGCUCACCGUCGUCGGCAACUCCAUGGUCAUGAUCAGCUUCAAGAUCGACAAGCAGCUUCAGACCAUCAGCAACUACUUUCUCUUCUCCCUCGCGGUCGCCGACUUCGCCGUCGGCUUGAUAUCGAUGCCGCUCUUCACGAUGUUCACGAUAUACGGGUACUGGCCGCUCGGGCCCCACGUUUGCGACACCUGGCUGGCUUUGGACUACCUAGCGUCUAACGCGUCCGUACUCAAUCUCUUAAUCAUAAGUUUUGAUAGGUAUUUUAGUGUGACGCGGCCGCUCACUUACAGGGCUAAAAGGACUACACGCCGCGCGACCGUUAUGAUAGGUGGUGCGUGGGGCUUCAGUUUGUUGCUGUGGCCUCCCUGGAUCUAUGCGUGGCCGUACAUAGACGGGGAGAGGAAGGUGCCCCCGAACGAGUGUUACAUCCAGUUUAUAGAGACGAAUCAGUUUAUUACAUUCGGGACCGCCAUUGCUGCGUUUUAUGUGCCAGUGACAGUUAUGUGUAUAUUAUAUUAUAAGAUUUGGCGGGAGACGAAAAAAAGACAGAAGGACCUGCCGAAUCUUCAAGGGGGAAAGAAGCACGACUCGUCGAAAAGAUCGAAUUCUAGUGACGAGACUCGAGAAGUUGAUGGUCGUACGAGGUCUGAGUCUGGGGACGCAGAUUCUGUGUACCACGUCAGAGGGGCGUUGCAUGACGCACGCUGGAGAGAUCACCAGGGUGCAUCAUCGCGACAGCCAAAGCGUGGCUGGAUGGCUGUCAGGGAGUGGUGUGUGGCAUGGUGGCAUUCGGGGAGGGAAGAUCUAGAAGACACUGAGCCAGAAGAAGAACCUUCUGACCCUGGGUACGCGACACCGGUUUCAGUUGAAACGCCACUUCAGAGUUCGGUUUCGAGAUGUACUUCGUUAAAUGUCAUACGAGAUCCGUAUGCUGGACGUGGUGGGUCUGGAGGUUCGACUGUGGCAGAUGGGGGAACGUCGCCUCUACGGCGAAACUUUGAGCCUCCUGCCCCCAUACCAGCAGCAAGGGACAGUCGCUCUCUUCCCCCCAAUACUAGAAUAAACGCUUCUACCUCACCAGUGCCAAAAUCUGCAUCUGCUGAUUCUGUGUACACUAUUUUGAUCAGACUGCCUGAUGCGGAUACAGAAAGACCUAGUAUUAAGAUGAUCACAGAGGAAUCACCCCCAACAAAUGCGCGAACACACUAUCGGCCCCCUGCAAGAGGGGAUUCAGAACUUAACUUGCAUCCGGCAGGUCAUCCAGCAUUAACAAGAAGAACGUCACACAUACAAGAUGUUCGAAUACCUCUAAACGCAAAAAUAAUUCCUAAACAAUUGGCAGGUAAAGGUAUAACUUCGAAGCAACCGAAGAAAAAGAAAACUCAGGAGAAGAAACAAGAGACGAAAGCGGCAAAGACGCUUUCGGCCAUUCUUCUGUCUUUUAUCCUCACUUGGACGCCUUAUAAUAUUCUCGUGUUGCUGAAACCUCUCACUGCAUGCACUAAGUGUAUCCCGGACGAACUAUGGUCCUUUUUCUAUGCUCUGUGUUAUAUAAAUUCAACGAUAAAUCCAGUUUGCUAUGCUUUAUGCAAUGCAACUUUUAGAAGAACGUAUGUUAGAAUUUUGACUUGUAAGUGGCAUAACAGAAAUAGAGAAGCUAUGACUAGAGGAGUGUAUAAUUAG
Messenger RNA from Melitaea cinxia (Glanville fritillary), 1929 nucleotides. RefSeq names its product muscarinic acetylcholine receptor DM1 (gene mAChR-A). Gene Ontology annotation, biological process: G protein-coupled receptor signaling pathway, coupled to cyclic nucleotide second messenger; chemical synaptic transmission; adenylate cyclase-inhibiting G protein-coupled acetylcholine receptor signaling pathway. Lineage: Eukaryota; Metazoa; Arthropoda; Insecta; Lepidoptera; Nymphalidae. The record is from RefSeq and is a predicted model, not a curated record. Bases 1 to 1929 code for a protein of 642 amino acids. The transcript has 5 exons. Gene Ontology annotation, molecular function: G protein-coupled acetylcholine receptor activity; G protein-coupled serotonin receptor activity. Gene Ontology annotation, cellular component: plasma membrane; dendrite; synapse.